AGCUUGUCGUCAACUAAAUCACGAUGUCUCAACAAAAGAAGUCCAACGCUCUGUGGUACGUUACGGCGGCCGCAGCUGGUGGAGUGGGCUAUUACCUGUACACUGCAGGCGGCAAUCCCAAGAUUGCAGAGAAGAACUUUGAGAGUGAUCUUUCCAAGGCUUCGGCCAAAGUCAAGUCGGAGAUCCCAGGCCACGCUAAGGAGGCUCAGAAGGAUGCCGAGAAGUGGGCAACUGUAGCUGGCUCAAAGGUUGACUCUGCUGUCGACAAAGCCCGCAUCGAAGCUGCAAAGGUCGAGCAAUACGGCAAAGAUGCCAAGAAUGACGCAUUGAAGAAGAUUGAUGCCGCAGACCGCAAGAUCGAGGCAGAAGCUUCAAAAGCCAAGUCAGGCAUCUCAUCUUGGUUCGGGGGAAAGUAAAUAUUUUCUUGGGGAUAGGGAAUACGGCAAUACGGGUGGAUGAAUGAUGAUGUGAUAAUUUUGGAGCAGGUUUCGGCUGGAUACCAUCGGAAGGAGUGUAAAUACCAAAGCAAUGCUGCUCUCCACCAAUUCCCCGGCAUGUUCAGUGCGUGCUUUUGGGAAGUUCAUGUCCGCUUUUCAAGAUAUCUCCGUCACCCUGUCUGUCUCUAGUUGUCCUUGAUAGUUCGGGAUAUUGAAAUCUUACAGCUGAGAAUAUUCGGGUCAUGAGAUGAGGUUUGCCUGUUCCAGGAUACAAAGAACAUUAGGAAGUUUCCGGCGCAAUAUGAACUCCUGGAUUUUAC
Molecule: messenger RNA, 757 nt
Organism: Hyaloscypha bicolor E
Lineage: Eukaryota; Fungi; Ascomycota; Leotiomycetes; Helotiales; Hyaloscyphaceae
Exons: 3
Coding region: 24-416 (130 amino acids)
Source: RefSeq, a predicted model, not a curated record